CCGGCAGAGAAAAGGCAUCAACUCUUCUUCCGAACGUGAUUUUCAUCAGCCAAACUUCGACUGCAUCGUUUAUCAGUGAGGCAGAUAAUCAUGAGCUGCCGGUUGGUGAUUGGUUUGUGUGCCCUGGUGGCAGCGGCAUAUGCCGGCGAAGCGGACGUUUUGGAUCUGACUGAUAGCGAUUUCUCCACCCGUGUUGCCGAAACAGAAACCACCCUUGUGAUGUUCUAUGCACCAUGGUGCGGACACUGCAAGAAGUUGAAACCCGAGUACGCUAAGGCUGCCGAGUUGCUACGUGGCGAUGACCCGCCUAUCGCACUGGCCAAGGUCGACUGUACCGAAGGCGGUAAGGACACUUGCAACAAGUUCAGCGUCAGCGGUUACCCUACGCUUAAGGUGUUUAAGAAUGGCGAAGUGUCGCAAGAGUACAACGGACCCCGUGAAGCUAAUGGCAUUGCUAAGUACAUGAAGUCCAUUGUUGGGCCGGCAUCGAAGGACCUGCUAACGUUGGACGCCUUCGAGGCGUUCUUGAAAGCACAGGAAACCUCUGUGGUCGGCUUCUUCGAGAAAGAGUCAGAUUUAAAGGGCGUUUUCUUGAAGUAUGCCGAUAGCCAGCGCGAGCGGCUUCGCUUCGGUCACAGCAGCGCUCGGGCGGUGCUAGAAAAACAAGGAGAAACGGAUGCUGUAUACCUAUUCCGUGCGCGUCAGCUAGCGAACAAAUUCGAGCCAGACUUUGUUAAAUUCGAAGGCACCACUAAGCAAGAGCUGACGGACUUUGUAAAGGCAAAUUACCACGGUCUUGCCGGAGUGCGCUCCCGAGAUUCUACCAGCGACUUUAAAAACCCGCUCGUGGUCGUUUACUACGCCGUCGACUACGUGAAGAACCCGAAGGGCACGAACUAUUGGCGCAACCGUGUACUAAAGGUAGCCAAGGAAUUUGUGGGACGAGUCAACUUCGCUGUCAGCGCCAAGGACGACUUCCAGCAUGAACUUAACGAGUAUGGAUACGACUACACUGGAGAUAAGCCUUUGGUGCUUGCCCGUGACGUUAAGAAUCAAAAGUUCAUCAUGAAAGACGAGUUCUCCGUGGAGAAUCUUCAAUCGUUCGCUGCCGAGUUGGAAGAAGGCUCUCUGGAGCCGUACGUCAAAUCCGAGCCGAUGCCGGAAAGCAACGACGGACCGGUAAAAGUAGCUGUGGCAAAGAACUUUGACGAGGUUGUCGUGAACAAUAACGCUGAUACACUGGUUGAGUUUUACGCCCCAUGGUGCGGACACUGUAAGAAGCUUGCUCCAACACUCGAAGAGCUUGGAACUAAACUCAAAGACGAGGCUGUAUCGAUUGUGAAGAUGGAUGCUACUGCCAACGAUGUACCGACACACUUUGAGGUGCGCGGAUUCCCGACUCUGUACUGGUUGCCGAAGGACGCUAAGAGUAGCCCCGUUCGUUACGAAGGUGGCCGAGAGGUUGAUGAUUUCGUUAAGUACAUUGCCAAGCACGCUACAAGCGAACUGAAGAGCUUCGACCGUGCGGGCAAUGCCAAGAAAACUGAACUGUAAUCUCUUCCUUUCUUUUCAACCGAUCACCAGCCAUCGUUAGAUAUUUUUUUUUUAUUUUUCGUACUCCAUUACUUAAAACUUGGAAAAUUUAGCCAAGUCAAGGCAUUCCAAAGGCUGUUGAUUUCAUCCGUUCCUCAGAUCUGACCAACAAGAGCAUUGCUUGUCGGCGAACCUAAUGAAAUAUCGAAAGCAAGUUUCGUCUCAUUUCCGAGCACCCAAUCCCGCAUUUCUAAGUUGUAAAAUCGGCAGGCGUGGCCGGCGGAACAGAACAAACAAGCCAUGUCCUCCCGUAACGGAAUAGUUUAUCGAAUACUAGCAGGGCUGCGUACAAUGCCCGUACAGAACUGAACAAAAGGAGCCGAAGCAGAUGAGCGUUCUACACGCGAGGACGGACUGCAUUUAGCAUUGAACAAAAAUCUGUUUUGUAGAUUUACUUUUUCUCUGGUUUGUCGGAAAUAAAAAUGUCCAUACAAAUAUCAGCUUGUUUGAAAUUUGAACAAAUGCAGCAUAUACCACAGAGGAUCUACACAACCGCUGCAAGCGUCUGGACGAAACGGGCAAUCGUAAAUGUAUGUUUUGUUUCCAUUCUUGCAAACCAAUGUAAGUUGUAAAAGAGGUUUUUUUUAAAUAAACAAUAUGCAGAAUGCACUAAUUACCAU
This is a messenger RNA of Anopheles nili, 2213 nucleotides long. Its product is annotated as protein disulfide-isomerase A3. The record is from RefSeq and is a predicted model, not a curated record. The transcript is spliced from 3 exons. Gene Ontology annotation, biological process: protein folding; response to endoplasmic reticulum stress. Gene Ontology annotation, cellular component: endoplasmic reticulum. The coding region runs from base 91 to 1554 and encodes 487 amino acids. NCBI's taxonomy places the organism in Eukaryota, Metazoa, Arthropoda, Insecta, Diptera, Culicidae. Gene Ontology annotation, molecular function: protein disulfide isomerase activity.